Vollenhovia emeryi is the source of this 1656-nucleotide messenger RNA. RefSeq lists its product as uncharacterized. The coding region runs from base 1 to 1656 and encodes 551 amino acids. NCBI's taxonomy places the organism in Eukaryota, Metazoa, Arthropoda, Insecta, Hymenoptera, Formicidae. The record is from RefSeq and is a predicted model, not a curated record. The transcript has a single exon.
AUGCCGAUAGCGCAACUCUCCAUUUUCGGAUGGCUCGUUCUUGGACCAGUCAACAGGGAAGCAACACGCACAUCAACGCACCAUGCUUCUACUCAAGUCAACGAGGAUGCUCUCAACGAGUUACUGACAAAAUUUUGGGUUCAAGAGGAGGUGCCUACUCACGAUGUCAACAAACUCACUCCUGACGAGCAGAGGUGCGAAGAGCACUUCAAGGCCACACACUCUCGUGAUUCUUCAGGGAGGUACGUCGUCAGGAUUCCGCUCAAAUCACCAGUAUAUCUUCUGGAUGAUUCGUACCACGUCGCCCAUCAGUGCCUCAAGGGACUACGCAGACGAUUCUCAAGGGAUGUGAACUAUCAACGUCUCUAUCAACAAUUUAUGAUGGAUUACGAGACGCUCAACCACAUGACGAAGGCAUCAUCCAUCUCCAGUCGUCGCUCACACUUCUACCUGCCACAUCACGGGGUUCUCAAGCCUGACAGUACAACAACCAAGCUGCGGGUCGUAUUUAAUGGCUCCAGCGCAUCCACAUCGGGCUACUCUGUCAACGACCUCAUGUAUACGGGAGCGAAAUUGCAUCUGAACAUCUCAGAUGUUCUCCUAUGGAUACGAAGACAUCGUCACAUUUUCGCUACGGACAUCACCAAGAUGUACAGGCAGAUCAAAAUUCACAAGGAUGACUGGGAGUUACAACGGAUACUCUGGAUGGACGAUCAACUCAAUGAAGUGCCAUAUCAUCUGACAACCGUCACCUACGGGACAAAGGCCGCGCCGUUCUUGGCCGUCAGGACGCUGUUACAACUAGCAGAGGACGAAGGACAUAAAUAUCCACUGGCUGUGCCAUCCAUCACUCAUGGCAAGUAUGUCGAUGACAUAUUUGGUGGUGCAGAUACGAUUCAACAAUUGCAGGAGGUCGCACAUCAACUAAAGGGCCUCUGCAUGGCGGGCGGCUUCCCACUAGCAAAAUGGCAUGCUACUCAUCUCGAUAUACUCAAGACUGUUACCGACAGCGAAGACCAAGGCUUACCAAUCACAUGCGACGAUUGCGCAACCAAGAUACUCGGACUUAAAUGGCUCCCUCAAGAAGACACCUUUGCAUUCUCAACGCGAAGCUCACGCAAAGAAGGCAGGCUCACAAAACGCCUCGUAUUAUCUGAAGUGGCUCAGAUAUUCGAUCCACUUGGCUUUGCAUCACCCGUCGUGAUCAAGGCCAAAAUUCUCUUGCAGGAGCUGUGGCUGCACAAGCUCCAAUGGGAUGAUCCACUGCCAUCCCAGCUCUCAACCCGGUGGCUCUCCAUCAGAGAAGAACUCACAAGUCUGGCCAGACUCUCAAUACCUCGGUGGCUCAAUACAUGGAGCGACUCGCAAGUGGAACUUCAUGGAUUCUCUGAUGCUUCUCAAUUGGCAAUGGCUGCAGUCAUAUACAUAUCCGUUCACGACUCAAACGGCGCCACGUUUUCACUUGUGUGCUCCAAGACUAAGGUAGCACCUCUCAAGCGGCUCUCAAUCCCGCGACUGGAACUCACGGCUGCUUUACUGCUCUCUCGACUCAUGCAAUACGUCAAAGCCACUUUGAACAUGGACGUUACGGCAACGCAUAUGUGGACGGACUCUUUCGUAACACUUUCGGGGAUCAGAUCUCAUGCAUCACGCUGA